Chaetomium fimeti is the source of this 1684-nucleotide messenger RNA. RefSeq lists its product as uncharacterized. NCBI's taxonomy places the organism in Eukaryota, Fungi, Ascomycota, Sordariomycetes, Sordariales, Chaetomiaceae. The transcript has a single exon. The record is from RefSeq and is a predicted model, not a curated record. Bases 268 to 735 code for a protein of 155 amino acids.
CCUUAACUGGGCAACAGCACCCCCCGCCCGCCUCACACCUGGUGACGUGCCACGGCACGGUUCGCGACAUGGAAAAUGGUCGAACGGUUAUUUGCGUGACCGAACCAUGCACGGCGACCGAGGAGAGAUGAAUUCGAUUGCAACGCCAGCUGCAGACCACAAUGCAAGCAAUUCAGAUGUCAAAGUUGCGGUCGAGAGAUCUGCCGACGGGACGACUACACCUCGACCCCCAAUCGGUCCCGCCUUCUCCCGCUUCGGUCUCACACAAUGCAACGGACCCGGGUUGUCAUCUCCGGGAUCAGCACCGAUUCCAUCUUUCACAGGGCUGUGGGCCUCAAAAUGCGGCCCUCGAAAUGCGGCCCUCGAAAUGCGGCCCUCGAAAUGCGGCCCUCUCCAAGCAGCCCAGCAGCAGUGGUGCAGCGGUCCUCAGAACGGAAAGCCCCGCAAGGUCGCGGCAAGCAAGGGUGCCGGGGGGGUUCGGUGGUUGUUGUGGGGCAGGGGUCAAUCUUUUUCAGGCAACUUGGCGCCUUGCCAAGAAUGUCUGAAUGCCUCCAUCCCAUGAGGUCCACUCUCCGGACGCCUUCACGUUGGGUGCCGCUAACUAGCGCGCGUCGCGACCCACAAAGAAACGGUGGGUGGCCGGGCGAGACUUGUCCGUUAUCUUUUUGUUUUAUCUUUUUCUUUUCUUUUUUUCUGAUUCCAGCAUCCUCGCUCGCUUCCAUGCUCAUCCCCUGAGCCAAGAAAUUGUGAGAAUAUGGACGCCGUCACGAGUCGAUGCAGCGCGUCUGCAAUUAUCAACGUGAAAACUCCGAGGGGCGGUUUUGACCCUUGUUCACGCGAUGGUGGUGGCUGAGAGAAAAUAAGGUUGGGGGCUGUUUUGACAAAACCCACAUUCGAAUUCUUUCUUCAACCUUGGUUUGUGUGUGAUUUCUAAUGUCGAGUUAAUGAGGAUGAGAGUGACUGCUGAGCUGAGCUGAGGUUCCACCGCCGCUUGAGUUGCCUUACUACCAGACUGCCAGCAAACAACCUCCCUAGGUACCUUACCGCGCCUCCCUACCUGCUGCUACCUGACCUGAGGUGCAUCGAAGAGCCGCAAAGUUAUUGAUGUUCCGGUCUGUUUCGGCCUAUCAUCGAAAUGCCAGGUCGUCCCCUUCCCCACCCGGAGUGUGGCUGACUUGGUACCGUCUCCGGCGUCGAAUACCUGACCGUGGGCCGCGAACGACAUGCCCUUCCGUCCCGAGGGUAACCUAACCUGUAAAAGAUGAGAAAACAGAUGGUGGGUCUUCAGGACGGCCCACGGAUUCCCGUCGUGUCCCUUCUGAUCAGCUGUUGGCUGCCCUUGGCUGCACUCGUGCGGCACAGCCAUAUGGACCAUCCACACGUCGAUGCCAACACUGGCUUUCAGGGGUGCAGAAGACGGAAGUGCGUGCAGCUGCAAGCCAACCCGCGCGAAAGCUCAGACGGCCUUGCUCAGCCCCAGUGGGCAUGCUGCGCUUGCCCACCUUAUGUACGUACCUUGUCACUUGUCGCCGUUGGACUGCGGGGAAGAUACAUACAGAUGGACAAAGAGCGAUGCGGCUCUGCUCUCCCCAGCACACUCCCCUCCGCAGCAAUGGGCGGGGAGACAUGCCACGGAGACCAGGGUGACCAGGACCCCCAGGUCCGUCGGGAAAGAUGACGCCCC